AUGCCCCCAAAACCAUUCAAUCCCCCUCGUCCGUCCGGUUCCAAACCUCGCGGACGUCCCAAAGGCACAACUUCUACAUCUGCCACUUCCAAACCUAAAUCUACAGUCAAACCGGCAGUUUCCAAGCAACCCCGCGUUUCCAAAACUCCCACUUCUCAACUUGAAGCCUCAGAUUCAGAUUCAGAUUCAGACUCCGAGUCAGAAAAAGAUAAAAAUGAUGAAAUGGAAGUCGACGAGGAUAGCGACGAUCCAUUUGCAUCACAACGACCUAUAUCAAAAGGGAAAGCCAAAGCAUCAACAUCUAUAUCUAUAUCAACAUCUAAAUCCACAACCAAACCCUCAACCUCCAAAGCUAAAAACAACGGCGAUCCCCAAUUCUCCGAUUCCGAGCUCGAAAUGAUAUCACCCCCUCGUCCUACUCCUCGCACCACCGCUUCAACAUCUACCCACCCAAACCCAGCAGAAGAAUCCGAUUCUGAUUCCGAAAGUCGCACCACGAUUCCGAUUGAUCUGCUCUCGAAAAUCAUGCACGAAUUAUUUGUAGAGCCGAACACGCGGAUUUCGAAAGAAGCGAAUAAAGCGGUGGGGAAGUAUAUGGAUACGUUUGUGCGAGAGGCGAUUGCGAGGGUGAGGUAUGCGGAGAGGGGGAGUGGGAGAGGAGGUGGGUUUUGGGAGGUGGAAGAUCUGGAGAAGAUGGCACCGCAGUUGUUGUUGGAUUUUUGA
Molecule: messenger RNA, 723 nt
Organism: Botrytis porri
Lineage: Eukaryota; Fungi; Ascomycota; Leotiomycetes; Helotiales; Sclerotiniaceae
Exons: 1
Coding region: 1-723 (240 amino acids)
Biological process (GO): DNA repair; replication fork processing; kinetochore assembly
Cellular component (GO): FANCM-MHF complex; Fanconi anaemia nuclear complex
Molecular function (GO): protein heterodimerization activity
Source: RefSeq, a predicted model, not a curated record